AUGGACAAGAAAAGGGUGAAUCUCAGGUGCAAUGCUACAAUUGUUGGGACACAGGACACAGGGCCAAAGACUGUCUUCGGGGAAACCCACAAAUCGGCUGAGCACGCCUACCAGCUUACGAAAGCUAUUCGAUCUGGAGACUUCAACGCUACCGAAAAUAUCCGCAUUGCUCCCACAGCUCUUGAGGCUAAGAGAAUAGGAGAUAAAGCGAAGAUCCCAGAAAAGGCAAGAUCAAAAAGAAACGGAAAAUUUGUCGUGAUUUGUCAUCAAAACCACGGAGCAUCAGGUGGCCAUUUCCAUUGCCCAAGCUGUAAGAAGAUUAUCAAAAAGAAAGAAAAUGCAAAAUUACAUAUAGCGAAAUGUUCGGAGACGGAACGAGAUGAUAGUGGCCCGAAUGUAGAAGCCGAUGUUGCCCAAGACAGCCAAAAUGGCCAAUCUGAACAUUCCUACUCUAGAACCACAAAACAACAACAGGCUAAAAAUUCCUUUACAAAAAAACCUUGUCCAAUUUGCAAGAAGCUGUGCCACCCGCGUUGGUUGAAAAAACAUGUAAAAAUCCACAACAAGAAAAAAGAUGAGAUCACUGAAAACAGGCACAACUUUACAGUCUUGGUUGAUUCUGAGAGAGGAAUAUUUUGUUCUGCCAUAAAUCUUAGUGGACCACCACAUCCUGUCCACGUUAUCAAGAGGACGAGAAAUCUUAGUGGACCACCACAUCCUGUCCACGUUAUCAAGAGGACGAGUGGUGUCCAUCAAGACUCCUUUUGUGAUAACAACACAUGUAUCGAUAUGAAGGACACGGCUAGUAGAGGAGGGAAUCCUGCUUUCGAAUGCCCUCAUGUAAGAUCUACAUCAUACGCCGUAAAGGGAAAAUCUAUCGAUCUCAGAGAGGAGUCCCUUACAAAAAUUCAAAAAGAAAAUUUCAUGACAAAAGAGAGAUGCGACCAGUUGCGAAGAUUUAUGGAGACAACGAACGAUGAAUCACCAUUUUUAGUUGAGCUUCCUUCUCCAAAUUUGCAGUCUGACAGAUAUAUCUAUUUAUCGAUUGUAACGGGUCAAAAACGAUAUUGGUGCAAGACAGGGAGAACGGUGGUGACCAUCGACAAACAACAGAAAUCAUUUACAUGUCAGUGCUCUGAGCAAAGCAAGUACUGUAUUCAUAAGGCAGUAGGAAAAUGGUUUGCUAGCCAAGAAGUACAACAUCUCAUGUCUUCAUGCCAAACUCCAGAGCAGCCUGAUGAAGAGUCUUCGAACAGCAACCAAAAUCAGCUUCGCAUAUUUGAGUACAUUUUUGCUACUAAAAAAAUCCCAGAACUGAUACCAAAAGAGGUAUACGAAGAAACCAGUCAACAAAAUGAUUUGAUCGGUUCCUCCAGUCGAAAACUUUAUCCAUCAGAAGAUAUGUGUCACCGCUGCAAUGGUGGGUUGGCAUCUGAACUGGCGAAACACAAAUCAAAAAUAGUACAUUUAAACAAGAUCAUUCCAGAUGUUGCUGUCUACCACAAAAUUUGUCCUCGCUGUAAUACGAAAUACCGAUAUCAAGAAUGGAGUAAUGGAAUCCAUAACUAUAAUGAUAGUUUGUUCCUAGGAUUAGACGUUUGUCUUUUUAUAAGAGAUGGUUUACUAAACCAUGUUGCUAUGGGUCGUACGCUAGCCAUUCUACAAGAGAUGAUAGGAACAAAUCUGAAUGUGAUGGAAAUUGAAAAAGCUUAUCUACAUUUUGAAGCAAUGACUGACAGAGAGUACGAAUUCCAUUGCGUACUUUGUGGAUACUCUCCAGCAAUUAUCAUUUGGGACACUUUUCGAAAGGCAUCAUUUAGGCAUGUAGUGUCAGAUUUGCCACUACCUAAUGAGGAAGUCAAUGAGACAGUGAAUAUGAAAAACUUCUGGCAACAAGUAGAGAGCUGUAUUGUGAAACGAGGGAUAGAAAAGGAUCUUGCAAAACAGGAUGAGGUAAUACCCAAUUAUGGUUUCUGGAGUCCAUGGAUUGGGAAAUAUACUAGAAAAGACGAUGUUGUGUACAACACCGAGUUUAAAAAAUGCCCACCGUAUGCUCAUGAUGACAUAGAUGAAUGUAUACCAGAAGAAACCCUUUUUCAUUUACUGAUGCACGAAAAGACAUCAGCAAUUAAAAGGAUGUGCAGAGAACUAGGAGUGAAGCAAGGGAAUUCAUCUGUCGACAUGAUUCUAAAACUCAGAGACCUCUCUAUAAACAGAUCACAAUUUGAUCUGGCAUAUGAAAAAGUUUUUGGCUGUACAGGCGGUUGGGCAGUUGGAAGCUGUAGACACGGAGUUGUGUAUUGUAUUAAAAAUUUGCUUCGUUGUGAAUCUCCGAGAGAUUAUGUCGACAUGGAGAGAGGACUUAAACACAGGCCAACAGUUUCCAUCUCAGAUGUUGCCCAUUUAAUGGCCAAGCAUGGGAACAAAAUGAUACCUUCGUUUUAUCACCCAAACGAAGGCAGAAUUGCCCCUGUCACAGAAGGAAAUAUCAAACAGGCAGAAGAAAAACGCAUGUUCAACAUUUCAUGUUUGGCAGAGAAGGAAGAUGAUUAUAGAACAGAGGAUUCCAGCAGUAAUCCAAUCACGGGUUCUAAGUCACAUUUCUCACUUUUUGACUGGUUUCAUCAGGAUAACUGUCGGAAAGAGGAAGAGGUGCUGAGAAAAUCUUCGCUUGUGUCUGAGAUUGCUGGACUGAUUGACACUCAAGCUGUGGAACAACUUUUUAGCUCUUGCAAGAAGGACAUUUACUUCAUGAACAACUUGAGUCCAACUAAUCAUUUAUUUGUUUUUAGACUUAUUUGUCACCUCCGCAAUCAAAAAAAGAACUCCCUAGUUAAGAAGAGACAACUUGAAGUAUUUGGGACACUCCAUCAGAAUAUGUAUGGACAAGUUUGCGGAGGAGUUGAUGUUGCAUCAAAUUCCAGCUACAACUCUGGACCAAUAUCAGUAGAAAUCAGUCAAGUUGAUAUCGCAGAUUCGCCAGUCAUUUGCAAUGUGUCAAGCAUUUUAGAUGUUGCAGACAAUAAUGAUAUGGCCUAUAAUGAUCCAGAAAUCCAGACCUCUACGGGUGGGCUUGUAAUAACACCGAUUUCACAACAACCAAGAAACCCUCUAGAUGAAGCAAUGGAAAUUUUGCAGAUGAAGGUUUGUCCUUAUGAACUGCUUCCACAAUGA
Messenger RNA from Saccostrea cuccullata (small rock oyster), 3174 nucleotides. RefSeq lists its product as uncharacterized. Bases 1 to 3174 code for a protein of 1057 amino acids. Lineage: Eukaryota; Metazoa; Mollusca; Bivalvia; Ostreida; Ostreidae. The transcript is spliced from 9 exons. The record is from RefSeq and is a predicted model, not a curated record.